Messenger RNA from Carica papaya (papaya), 1526 nucleotides. RefSeq names its product cytochrome P450 71AU50-like. The record is from RefSeq and is a predicted model, not a curated record. Gene Ontology annotation, molecular function: monooxygenase activity; iron ion binding; oxidoreductase activity, acting on paired donors, with incorporation or reduction of molecular oxygen. NCBI's taxonomy places the organism in Eukaryota, Viridiplantae, Streptophyta, Magnoliopsida, Brassicales, Caricaceae.
GUAUCUAAACUUGGAUUUUAAGCUAUAACACCAUGGAUUGGAUUUGGAGUUUAUUUUCAUUUCUUGCAUUGAGCAUUUUCCUUAUCAAAUCAUUCAAAUGCAGAAGAUCAAAGAGAUUACCACCCGGACCAACAGGCCUCCCCAUCUUGGGAAACCUUCACAUGUUAGGACACCAACCUCACCGAGAUCUUCAAACACUAGCCAAAAAAUAUGGCUCCAUCAUGUACUUGCGGCUCGGCUUGAUUCCCACCAUUGUCGUCUCCUCACCCCAAGCUGCUGAACUCUUUCUCAAAACAUACGACAUUGUAUUCGCCAGUAGGCCUUCUCACCAGGCUGCAAUGCAUAUGUCUUAUGGCCAAAAGAAUAUAAGCUUUUCUCCUUAUGGACCUUAUUGGCGUAGCAUCCGCAAGAUGUGUACUUUAGAGUUGCUUAGCAAUGUCAAGAUUAAUUCUUUUAAAGAAUUAAGGAAAGAAGAGCUUGGCAACUUGAUUCGACAAAUUAGACAGGUUGCAGCUACUAGUUCUCGUGCUGUUGUGGAUCUUAGUGCUGAAGUAUCAGCUUUUGCCGCUGAUCUCACGUGUAGAAUGGUGUUUGGGAAGAAAUAUAUAGAUAAAGAUAUCGAUGAGAGAGGAUUCAAAGCAGUGAUUCAAGAAGCUAUGGAAAUAGCUGCAACUUUUAACUUGAGUGAUUAUAUUCCUCCCAUUGCCAAACUUGAUCUUCAAGGAGUUGCCAAGCGCUCCAAGGCUAUUAGUAGGGUUUUUGAUGAAUUUUUUGAAAAGAUUAUCGACGAGCACGUUCAAUCCCAGGAUCAAAACAAAACCAAGGACUUCGUUGAUUUCAUGUUAGACGUCAUGGGCUCAGAACAGGCAGAUUACCCUAUUGAGAGAGAGAACAUCAAAGCUGUAAUUUUGGACAUGCUUGCAGGAGCAACGGACACCUCAUCAACUGCAAUUGAAUGGACAUUAUCAGAACUCAUGAAGCAUCCAAGAACACUUAACAAAGUCCAAAAGGAGUUGGAAAACGUGGUGGGCAUGAACCGAAUGGUGGAAGAAUCAGAUAUUGACAGCCUCGAGUAUUUAUACCUUGUCGUGAAGGAGACAAUGAGACUCCACCCUGUAGCUCCAUUGCUUCUUCCUCAUGCAUCAAUGGAGGACUGCAUCGUGAAUGAAUUCCACAUACCCAAGAACUCACGCAUUCUGAUAAACAUGUGGGCGAUCGGGAGAGACCAAGAUGCAUGGAUUGAUGCAGAAAAGUUCUGGCCUGAGAGGUUUGUGGGAAGCAAUAUUGACGUUCGUGGGCGUGAUUUCCAGCUUCUUCCAUUUGGAUCUGGUCGCAGAGGUUGCCCUGGAAUGCAGCUUGGAUUAACUAUAGUUCGCUUGGUGGUCGCGCAGCUGGUGCAUUGUUUCGAUUGGGACCUACCUGAUGGAAAGAUGCCGAGUGAGCUAGACAUGACCGAGAAGUUCAGCCUGGUGACUCCUCGGGCUAAUAAUUUAUGUGCUAUUCCUAGCUUUCGCUUGAAGAUAUGA